AUGGCUCUUCCUAGCUUCAGCUCCAGCUCUAGCGAGACCACCACCACCUUCCACUUCUUCCCCCGCCUCCCCUACGAGCUCCGCAUAUUCAUCUGGGAAAUGGCGGUCUACUCACCACGCGUCAUCAACAUCCACGUCGGACAGGUCAGACAGCUACCUAAAAGAGACAUUGCCAUGCACUACUCGGACUUGAAGCUGUCCACGAAGCUCCUUCUCACGUCCACUCCCGCCCCAGCAGCGCUCCAUGCCUGCCAAGAAGCCCGCAACUACCUAACCGACCCUGUGCACGGUGCAAAAGGAUCCGGAUACUACGAGAAGAUGCCCUACUGGGCCUUGGAGAGGAGGGAGUUAAAAUGUUGGUGGAGGCGGAGAUAG
Sordaria macrospora k-hell is the source of this 375-nucleotide messenger RNA. RefSeq lists its product as uncharacterized. The record is from RefSeq and is a predicted model, not a curated record. Lineage: Eukaryota; Fungi; Ascomycota; Sordariomycetes; Sordariales; Sordariaceae.